UUCAGUCGUAACGUAUACCAAGCUGUUUCACCACAAGAAGGAUAAUUCAAACGUCAAUAACAUGGAAACAAGUGAGUCCGAGAAACAUAUCUACAAACUAUCGAACGAGUUUCGUGAUUCUAUUUGUGAUAUUCACCGACGUGAGCUAGGUAAGCUAAACGACAUAAUUGGAAAGAAAGAGAGAAAAAUAAAAGAACUCGAAACUCGACUAGCAAAACAACCUAAGGAGACAAGAAUGGGAAUGACACAUAUACAAGAAAUGGAUAAACUAAAAACUAGGAAUGAAAUUCAGACGAGUGAAAUUAAACAGAAUAUAUACCAAAAAGAACAGGAUAUUAAAAAGAUGGAAAGUAAAAUCCAAGAAUAUGAGAACCAAAUAUCCGAAUAUAAAAAAGUAAUACAGGAUAAAGAUGAACAAUUUGAGCGAGAAAGGAACGAUAGCAAAUAUUGCUUAGAACAGCACAAGGAGAAAAUAACCAAAGAUAUAAACACCAUUCAGACACAGAAUAAGGAAAUUACAGAACUGAAACGCAGUUUAUCACAAAAUGAAAAGGCUCUACAAAGUGCAGAAAAUAAAAUAAAGAAACUCAAUACCAAUAUUGAAGAGUAUAAGAGCAGUUUAUCACAAAAAGAAAAGGCUCUACAAAGUGCAGAAAAUAAAAUAAAGAAACUCAAUACCAAUAUAGAAGAGUAUAAGAGCAGGGAAGAGACAGAAAUUAUGAGAUACCAAGAGAUGGUGUCCGAGAAAGACAUAGUAAUUCGGGACACUAAAAAAAGAUUGACUGAAGCUGCACAGAUCAAUCUUGCGUCAGGCCACCACACAAGGGUUGAAAACACUGAAUUCAUUGUUCGCCCGUCGACACUGGCUGCUGAUUACAAUGAAUUCACUGACGGUCAAAGAAUGGAUGCAAUAGACCUCCUACAGAAGAAGACAAAAUGUGAUGAACUAGCAAGCGAGCUUAUAGCUUGUGAGAUAAUGAAAUUAGGAAUGAAAAAGCUUCGUUACGAACAAAGAAUAAUUCAUGAUCAUCGGUAUAAAUUAGAACACAUGCUAAUCGCUAGCUGA
This is a messenger RNA of Saccoglossus kowalevskii, 1066 nucleotides long. RefSeq lists its product as uncharacterized. The record is from RefSeq and is a predicted model, not a curated record. NCBI's taxonomy places the organism in Eukaryota, Metazoa, Hemichordata, Enteropneusta, Harrimaniidae. Gene Ontology annotation, biological process: mitophagy by internal vacuole formation; mitochondrial protein catabolic process. Gene Ontology annotation, cellular component: mitochondrial outer membrane.